AUGCCGAAUCUGUUCAUCGAUGUCCGAAACAUGCAACUGGAUGAAACUACUGACGUCUCUCAGUGCAGCCAGCUCCUGGUUUUCGUCUGUUAUAUGCAUGCUGAUGCCAUCAAAGAAGAAUUCCUAUUUUGUGAGCCUCUUUUGGAAAGUACAAAGGCCAUCGACAUCUUAGAAAUGGUGAAUAGUUUCUUUGCCAAGCAAAACUUCGACUGGAAGAAAAAUCUUGGUACUCUGUGCACAAACGGAGCACCUGCGAUGCUUGGCACCACAUCUGGUUUUGCUGCUUUGGUGAAGAAAGAAGCUCCUCAGGUCAUCGUGACCCAUUGUUUUCUACAUCGGCAUGUAUUGGCGUCAAAGACUCUGCCAGCAAUUCUGAAAGAAGUCUUGUCUACUGACAUGAAAGUCGUCAACUUCAUCAGAGCCAGGGCUGUGAACCAUCGCGUUUUCAAGAGGUUUUCUGAAGAAAUGGGAGCAGAAUAUGAAGUUCUUCUCUACCACACAGAAGUUCGCUGGCUUUCCAGAGGACAAAUCUUGAAGCGCUUGGUUGAACUUCGAGCAGAAGUUUCACUUUUUUUGAGAGAAAAGGAAAGCCCACUCUCAGUACAGUUUGACAGUGAGGAGUUCAUUCAUGGCUUGGCCUACUUUGCGGAUAUUUUUGGCCAUAUGAAUGAGGUAGAAUUCUGCAGACAUCUUGAGACUCUGCAGAACUCUUUCAAAGGUUACUUCUGCUCAGGUGACCUUAAAGUUGAAACGUGGAUUCGUAAUCCUUUCCUUGCCGAGAUAGACUGUAUCAGUGAUGAAGACCUUGCCAAAGAUGACCUCAUUGACCUGAAGAAAAAGGAAAAGUUACGAAAUGAAUUCAACUCGAAGAGCCUUGGAGAAUUCUGGUGUGCGUUGACACAAGCCUACCCUCGUCUGGAGAGUAUGGAGACGGCUGUCAACGAAUGCAGCACGUUUACCAGAGAAGGGUACGUUGACUUCCUGGCUAUUUUCACCAAACCAUCCCUGGUGUUUUCAUCUGAUGUGGCCGAGGAUCUUGCUGCAGGUUUUUGUGUUGACAGUUUUGAGGGAACCCAAUUUGGCACUCGGUCUCAGGUUUUGUUGUUGGGUUAUUUAUCAGCCCCUCGUUGA
Molecule: messenger RNA, 1131 nt
Organism: Homarus americanus (American lobster)
Lineage: Eukaryota; Metazoa; Arthropoda; Malacostraca; Decapoda; Nephropidae
Product: protein ZBED8-like
Exons: 5
Coding region: 1-1131 (376 amino acids)
Source: RefSeq, a predicted model, not a curated record